AGAUGAAAUUAUAUAAUGACUAGUCCUAGACGUUCAAAAAAGUAUGGCCAGUGUAUAAUACAACAAGUGGAUUGGGAUUCCCCAUCAACUGAAACGGGAACAGUCAAGAGAAGAUCGUCGUGUCCAGAAAAUUCUACAAGAACAACAAUUAAAGCACACGAUGUUAUUGUUGAAACUUCAACACCUUCGGACACAAGUAGCGGUACCUCAAAAAGCCUCAAUGGAGAUGACAAGACUGAUUCUCUCGUAGAAAUAGAACAAAGAAUAUCGUGUAUCAUUAAUGAAAAUAGGACAUCACAAAGUAACUCUGAAAGUGAUAUUGAUAUUUUAAUUGAAAGUAUUUUGGAUGAUUCUUCCGUGUGCAAUUCAGUAGGAAGUCAACAUGGUGUCACGAAAUGUGAUCGAAGUAAAACUUUUAUUAAGUCGCAAGAUGUUGUUUCAACAAAAGAAAAAACCCAAAUCACUAAGAAUGAAGACAUAUCAAUACCUAAAAAGAUUAAGGAGCGAAAACUCAAUGCUCCUUUAUCAAUUAAAAAGAUAAAUAAAGCCUCAGAUAUUGUAAGAAGAAGCGUUGUAUCUAGAGAAACCGUUAAAACAGAGAGUAAAUCAAGUGUUCUUCCGAUUUAUAAAGCCACAGUACAAUCUAGAAAUUUAGAUUUAGGUGAAGAUAAGCAAAAAAAUAAAGUUAUAUCCAAGUUAAAGUUACCAUUUUCACCAGCAAAAGCUAUGGAUAAACCAAAGAUACAUUUUUUACACGAAAGAGCUAAUAUAAAAGAGACUAAACCGCCAUCGCUCUUAGCUUCACCUGUCCGGCGAACAAUAUCAAAUGAGUAUGUACGACUUAAGUUCACAAACGAUACUGUGAUGCGAAGGACUAUUGACGGUAAAUCUAUACCAAAAAUUACUCCAAAAAUUCAAUCGAUUAUUCCCGAGAGCCCUAUAGAUAGUGAGGAUCCUUUUCUCAAUUUAAGCCCAAAUAAAAAAUAUACGGUAACUGUAAAUAACAAAGUGAGAUGUGAUAAAGACAAUUACGUUAUAUUUGAUCCGAAAACGGGGUUUAGCCCCACCCAAACUUUGAAGACCUCAAGAAUUCCCGCAAAGUCAGCUCCUACGGAAAAGUCAAAGAUUCCCUUAAAAUCGCCACCUGGUGAACAUUCGGCAAGUGUGUCUAAAUUUACAAGUGCUAGUGAUACGGAUAGUGGUAUAUUAUCUCCGAACUCACCAAGUGAAGUGAAAAAAUCAGCACACUAUGUUAAUGCUGCAGUUUUUAGUGAAGCAGCCAAGAAAAGUGCAGCAGAUUUGGAUAUUACAAUUGUGGACCCUUCAGUGGCGAAAAAGGCAACAGAUCAAAUAAAAAUUUACACAGACUGGGCGAACCAUUACCUAGAGCGAGCGCGGUCGCGGCGUCGGGCCGGCACCUCUGGGGGCGGCUUGGCUCGCGACUGCGCUGACGGUCUGCUGCUUGCUGAUGUGCUGGAAGGAGUCACCGGCCAGAAGGUGCCGCGAGCACACCGCAAACCGCGGAACCCGCAACAAAUGUUGGAGAACGUGCAGUGCUGCUUAGACUUCCUUCACGCACAGAAAGUUCAGGGGUUGGAACAAGUUACCGCUGUCGACAUCCGUGAUGCUAAACUCAAAGCAGUUCUUGCGUUAUUUUUUGCAUUGAGUAGACAUAAACAAGCAUCAAAACAAAGAAUAACGCCACCUACCGGCUACGCUGGAAAUGCCGCUAAGAGCUCAAAUGAAGAUGUUGCAAUAAGUUCCGUCCAACGAAUAACAGGUGGCAGCAGUGGAGAUGAUAUAUUAACAGCUUGUGGAAAUAACGUCGAUAUGACUACCUUAGCUGCUAAUAGGCAAGUCUCCGUGCUGCAGACGUCGAUACCGCUGCCAGCAUCAGCGGCCGCGGUCCGACGGGCGCCGCCGGACAAACGACCGCUACCAGCCACUCCUAUACAUGGUGGGAAAAGUGGUUUGUCCGCAAGUUCAAGCCGUUCAACGAGCCCGCUGGGACAUGGCGCAGUUAGCUUUAUACCUCGCGCACCAGCUUCAGCAUCUGGGUCAAGGCCGAAUUCCUCUCUUUUAACACCCGGCAGUAAGAUUCCAUCAUCUUUGCCCACCCAAACGCAACAACAUUCCUCAAAUGUAUCGAAUCAUAAUGGGACACCAACUAAGCAGUCGAUGUUAGAUAAAUUAAAAUUAUUUAAUAAGGAUAAAGUUAGCGCAGAAAAACAAAAUAGUAAAAGUUCCGCCGUUUCAAAACGCACGAGCUCGUCCAGUGGGUUUUCUUCUGCAAAAAGUGAAAGAUCCGAUUCUAGUCUAAGUCUAAAUGAAUCUUCACAUAUUCCAAAUUCACAUAUAAAAUCUAACUUAGUAGGGCCUAAAAAUGUGAGGCAUCAAAAUGAUACAUUAAAUAAAGAUAAGAGCGGAAAGAGUGUGAAAUCCAAACUUGUAGGAUCGAAACCAGUAAAAGAGACAUCAAUGAAUUUAAGCAAAGUAAACCCUAAAUCGAACAAUAAUGAAAAGUCAAGAAACAGUCCUAAGCUACCCGCUAGAGAUAAGGAAUCCAAGUUAGCUGCGCCGAAAUCUGUUAGUAAUACGAAAUUAAACUUAAUUGAAGAUAAUUCCAGAAUAUCAAAGCCAAAAUUAGAAUCAAAGAUGGUGAAAUUAUCAGGCAGCCAAGCUAAAUUAAGUGAUACGCGGGCAGACAAUACUUCCAACAAUCCUGCUCAAUCCCCUUCUCCAACGGGAGGGCAAAAUGUUCCUUUACAAAAUCACACUGGUAUUCCAAAACCAACAGCCGCUGUAAAAGGAACUUCGAAGGUAUCUAAAGAUGACAGACAUAUAUUACAAAAGAAUACAAGCAGUCAGUUGAGUCCAAUACAAAGUAACUCAAGUUUAAAUUCCACGAAUAAUGUUGGCACUUUACCAUUUACUAGAGAACAGUCUAAUUUAAACAAAGAAGCAUCUCAAAAGCAAACAUUAGCUGUAUCACCAAUGCCAGUGGUAAAUUCUACAAAUCAAAAUCCAUCUUCACAGAUGUCAGAAAGUUCACAUUCCAAUUCUACACAUAGUACAACAGGUCAACAGUCUAAUUCAAGCGACGGGAGCGUAAUAUACAGACCAUCAAGUGAAUCGGGAUCAGAAGUAUCAAAAAGUAAUGCAUCAUCUAAUAGGAAAAUGGACAUGAAUGCGACAUAUAUAAAUAAUGUCAUAAAUGAAGCUGAAAUAUCUGAAAAAGAAGCAGCUCAAAAAAGAAUUCUAAGUAGCCCAGGUGUAAAACAAAUGUUUGACCACAACAAAACACUAACAGAGGCUGAUAGAAAUGACAGUCGUUCCAGUACUCCAUCUCAUUGUAGAGAUAAUUCAUUAGGUGAAGAUGAAAAUCCAUUAAUGAACGUAAUGCCAAUGAGACCUUUACUUCGAGGAUACAAUAGUCAUUUAACGUUACCCAUGAGAACUUCGGGUUUAGCACAAAAAAAUAUUACUGGCUAUCCUCAUCAUGCGAAUACUGUGAAAGCGAAUUUUGGUAGAGAAAACGUAGGGUUACGCGAUCGCCUUAAUUUCAGCCCUGGAUUUUCUAAUCCUGAUUAUUGCGAUUUAGAAAUAGCUUCUGGAUACAUGUCUGAUGGCGACUGCUUGCGAAGAAUUAAUGUAAAUGAAAUGGAUUGUGGUCGGAGCAAUGAUAUAAUGGACGGCUACAUGUCAGAAGGUGGCGCGUCCCUGUACGGACGACGCAUCAACUACCAGCAGCCCUCGCAACUUCAACAAUUAGAUGAAAGACGUGGUGGAGCUCGUAAUAGAAAUAUGGAAGGAGGUAGCGGAGUAGUAUAUCGUGUGGUCGGAAGAACGCGAAGUAAAGCCGAUUGUGGACAGCAGACUGAAAGGCAGCCGCCUCCGCCGAGGCAGGAUACAACUUGGAAGAAGUAUACGGACUCACCGGGAGUUGGAGCACCACCCUUGAACCAGCCGCCCGCGCCGCCAAGUCCCUCCCACAGCCGCAAGAGCGAGCGGCGCGCGGGCCACCACUCGCCGCAGCACAAGCGCGAGAAGCUGACGGCCGCCCAGCAACUUGGCAUCGCGCCACACCCUCAGUACCCUGCUGCCAAUGCGCCUAACCAACAUGGACCAAGGGGUGGUGGUGCACAGCUUCAAUCCCCAAGCGGAGGGUCUCGUCCAUCCAGUGUAUCAAGCGGCAACGGGAGCAGUUCGUCUGGCAAAGCUAAAGCCCCGCAGAACUUCGGAUAUGUUAAAAGGCAGAAUGGAGCUCAGCAACCACCGCCUUUACCAGCCAAUGGACCACCUCAACAUCCACAUGGUGGAAGAACUGCUCAAGUGUCGGCCGUACCACGGACCAAAGUUAAGGUUUCUGGAGGAACACAAACUUGCACACAAGAUUUGCAAAUACAUAAAAACGGCAUAGGCCCCAAGUCGUACUCGCUGCAAGGCAGCACGGCGGCGCAGCUGUCCGCGUCCGUGCGCGAGCGGCUGCUCGGCUCGCAGUCACUGCCUAAACCGGGGACACAUGAGUUCGCCGCGCUAUUCCAUCAUCAUAGAAUAACCCCUCGAGGUGGAAUGAAGAUCAGCGAUGGAAGUCUGUCCGAUACUCAGACAUAUUCCGAAGUGAAGUCAGAUUAUGGAAUACCUUACGCGCCGUGGCUGAGACACAGCAACACUUACUCGGCGAGCGGGCGCCUCUCGGAGGGAGAGUCGAUGGAGUCUCUGACGUCACUGCACUCGGCGCAGACCCACAACCACACAUCAUCACCUAACUCACACCACCGCAGCUCACUCACACACAAUAAGCUCAUCAUGCAUCGCGACGCUCAGACGUCCCGCCUUAACAGAAGCAACAGCAUUAGGUCUACGAAAUCAGAAAAAUUAUACCCUUCUAUGUUACAACGGUCAUCUGAGAGCGACUAUGAGCCAUAUUACUGUCUGCCUGUUCAAUAUGGACCAGGAGGACAAGGUCUAAACUACGGUGUAUCGGAACCGCCGUCCCCCUCCCCGCGCUCCGCGCUGAGCCCCACGCACCAGCCCGCCGCCGUCAUACACACGCCCAGACACUCACACCACUAUCCUAAGAAAAAUGAUGAAGUACACGGUUCAACCGCAUCCCUGGUAUCUACUGCGUCAUCGCUGGCGGCGGGUGCGGGCGCGGACGAGCGGCACGCGCAUGAGGUAAAUACGCCUGUUCGCAAGUUACGAAGAGAAUUGGCGGAUGCGAAAGAAAAAGUUCACACCCUCACAACGCAGCUCACAACUAAUGCGCAUGUCGUAUCCGCCUUCGAGCAGAGCCUCUCCAAUAUGACCCAACGGUUACAGCAGUUGACGGCGACAGCAGAGAGAAAGGACUCAGAACUAACGGAGCUCCGUCAAACCAUCGAGCUUCUUCGAAAGCAGUCCAUUCAAGCCGGUCUGACCACAGCGCACAUGCAGUCCAUGGGCAUUCGGGCGGAUGGAGUCAAUGUUACAGGCCAGGACCCCAUACCAUCACAAACUCAGCAAUCAUCUCCACAACGGCUGGCACAAGCGAGUAACGGCGCGAUUACGAGACACCUUUCAACUGAUAGCGUGUCUAGUAUCAACAGCCUGAGCAGUGGCUCGUCAGCACCCCAUGAUAAGAAACAUAAAAAGAAGGGUUGGUUAAGAUCAUCGUUCACAAAAGCUUUCUCGCGAAAUGCAAAGAUUUCAAAAACGGCGAAACAUGCGUCCCUCGGGCAAUUGUCGUCACAGGAUAGUUCGUCUGGCUCACAUCACUACGACGACCCACACACAAUUAGAGAAGGAAGCAACGAGAACAGUCUGGAACAUUCCCAUGAAACGCUCGACAAUUCUAAAGACAAGACGACAUGCCCCGCGGACAAACCCGAAGAACCUGCCAAAGAUAAGCAAGAUCAAUCGAUAGUGGAUGAAUUGAAGAGACAACUUCGAGAGAAAGACUUAGUAUUAACAGAUAUACGAUUAGAAGCUCUUAGUUCGGCGCAUCAACUAGAAAGCCUUAAAGAUACGGUCAUCAAAAUGAGGAACGAGAUGCUCAAUUUAAAACAAAACAACGAGCGUCUUCAAAGGCUAGUAACAUCAAGAUCUUUAGCCGGCAGUCAAAGUUCUUUAGGGACUGGUGGUUCCGCAGUCGAGGAUCCCAGAAGGUUUAGUCUUGCUGAUCAAGCCACUAUGCAUCAGGCUACGUUAGAUAUGCAUUCACAACCCUUGGACCUCGAUUUUAACUGCAUGACAUCAACUCCCGCUAGAGAUAAGAAAGGUUCUCCAAAGUCAAGUAUGGGAGAACCACUAUAUGGAAACAAUGCCGCGUGCGAAUUAAACGAAAAUAGCGAAGCAAUGCUUGGAGCUUUGAAUGGCUCCAGUGAUAUAUUUACAAAUGGUGAUAGAAUGAGCGGAGACUACGAUAUCAACAGCGUUCUCCCACCGCCGAAAACACGAGAACUAGCGAUCGGGGAAAGCUAUUCAGAUAUCGGCGUAGCCGACAGCCAAGGAGAUACCACCGAUGGGAAGAAAAUAGCAAUAGCGGUUUAUUUAGGACAACCGGAAACAUUCCAGAGAUAUUUCGAAGAAGUUCAAGAUACGCUCACAGAAUCUGAAUGUAGAUUUUACGCAAAACAGUCUGCGAGCGCGUACAAUAAUCACUUCGAGAAACAAUCGAGUUUCGAUUCCCCGCGAAUGUCACAGAACCACAGUCCAGAAGUAGAAACGCAAGACUACCCUCAAUCUAUCAAUAAGUCAAACACUAAUAGCCUUAAGAGUAACAAAUCGACGCAUAGCAAUUCCUAUAAACACGUGUAUAACAGUGAUUCGACAAUAAACUGCAAUGAGUUUACUAUAGCGUAUACGUAUAUUUCUGGGAAAACGACAUGGCAAAAUUUAGAUUAUAUAGUGAGAAAGACAUUCAAGGACUAUUUGUCGAGGAUAGAUCCGGGGACAAAUCUCGGCCUCAACACGGACUCGAUCACGUCGUAUCACUUGGGAGAAGCCACUCGAGGUCCGGAGAUUGGUUUUCCUGAGUUGCUCCCUUGUGGAUACAUCAUCGGCACUGUAAAUACUCUGUAUAUAUGCCUGCAAGGUGUCGGAAGUUUAGCCUUUGAUAGCCUUAUACCAAAAAAUAUUGUUUAUCGAUACGUGUCUCUACUAUCCGAGCACCGGCGCGUGAUCCUAUGUGGACCGAGCGGCACGGGCAAGUCGUACCUCGCCGCGAAACUCGCAGAAUUCUACGUGCAGCGCACGCAGCGGAGGGGAAAUCCCGCUGAGGCGGUAGCCACUUUCAAUGUGGACCGCAAGUCGUGCAACGAAGUGCGCGCAUAUCUCGCGAACAUAGCGGAGCAGUGCGGCGCGGCGGCGGGCGGCGACGAGGCAGCGUUACCGUCGGUAGUGGUCCUCGAUAACUUGCACCAUGCCUCUGCGCUGGGGGACGCGUUCGCGGCGCUCCUGCCGCCGGAUAACCGAGACAUGCCUGUUAUUAUUGGCACAAUGUCCCAAGCAACGUGCAAUACGACGAACCUGCAACUACAUCACAACUUCAGAUGGCUACUUACUGCGAACCACAUGGAACCCGUCAAAGGAUUCUUAGCUCGGUACCUCCGCAGGAAGCUAUUCUCACUAGAACUACGGUUAGGGCGUCGCGAGCCAGCACUAGCAGCAGUACUGGAGUGGCUGCCGGGCGUGUGGGCCGCGCUCAACGCCUUCCUCGAAGCGCACUCCUCCAGUGACGUCACUGUUGGACCACGGCUCUUCCUCGCCUGCCCUAUGGAUCUGGAGGCUAGUCAGGCCUGGUUCGCGGACGUGUGGAACUACAGCAUAGUGCCAUACGCGUCUGAAGCAGUACGCGAAGGGGUCGCGCUGUACGGGCGGCGGCGACACGCGGCGCUCGACCCGCUGCAGCACGUCAAGUCCACAUACCCGUGGCGGGAACCCAACCACUCGCACACGUUAAGGCCGAUAACGGUGGAGGAUAUGAACAUUGAAGAGGGAAGUCAAGACACCAGCGCAAAUAACAAUCAAGAUCCAUUGUUGAACAUGUUAAUGCGUCUACAAGAAGCGGCGAACUACAGCGGCAACCAAAGCCAAGACUCUGACAACGCGAGCAUGGACUCGAAUCUCACGCACGACAGCUCUAUGGGCAACGAGCUCUAACUCACUAUAUCGCCUUAUUUUAUAUUCAACAAUAAACAAUUUGACUAAAUAUUCCUAUUUAUUAUUUAGGUGUUCAUUAUUGUUAGCCAAUGCGUGCAAAGAUGGCACAUGUCGACGAUAUAUGACUGUCAGAUCUUUAUCUGGUUACAUGUUUCUAUUUCUUCUUCAGUGUGUAAUUGAUGCUUAAAUAAUUCAACCAAAGUUGGGAAAUAUUGAUCUAUCGUCUUUUUUUUGGAUACCCUCAUUAUUUCUUAUAGAUUCUCGUCGGAUGAAUAUUAUUUUCCAGCUUUGGUUAUUUGGUAUCGUAUCGCUUUAAUUUUUCUGUUUAUAUUUAAAAUGUUUAUUGACAAAUAUAUGCGCUUAAACAACACUUUUUCUCUACAUGAUUAUUUUAUGUAGGUACUUAACCUCAGAGUUAUCCAACAUUACAUAACUAUAAUUUUACCUUUAAGAUAAUUAUCAAGGAAGAAUUUUAUUUAAAUUCAUUAAAGUUAAUUUAGAGAUCAUUCUUCAUUUCAAGAAGGUACCAAUAUAUUCAAUCAACUCACGAGGUUUUGUAAAAUAAUCAGUUGUAGAAAAGUACGAAAAUAUGUAGUGCAUUUAUUUUCGAGUGUUAACUAUGCGAUAUACAAAGCCAAAUAUUUGCCAUAUAUGUAAAUUUUUAUUUAUUUAUCUGUUAGCUUUGUAUAGUAUCUACCUAUUAUAUAAGAAUAAUGUUAACAAAUUUAAACUCUCAAGAAAUCAAUAUAUUUUCAAAGAAAGGAUUUGCUCUGCAUAUUUGUGGACGAUAGCAAAUACUAAAAGCAAGAGUCGUAGCCUUUCUCUAUAAUUGUAUUUUCGUUGCAACUUUUCAUAGUAAAUUUUUUAACGCUUUCGUUAAAAAGUUUUAAUACGAUAGUCUAUGAAUUCAUGAAAAAUACUCGACUGCAGUGCCUGGAGCGAUAUAAUUCCAUUGUGUAGAUACAGACAGUGUUUAACUGUCCCUGUUUGUAUUAAAGCAUUGGCUUUUACUAUUGUUAUAUUUUUCAAAGUUAGGAUAUUGACGCGAUUGCAUUACUCCGACGUAAUGCGUGUAUAUUAUUAUGAAAGUGUAAUUUUUAUACCAUUUUCAUAUAAAACUCAUGUACCUAAAAUAUUAAGGUGUAAAUACGAUAAAAAUGUUUAAUAUAAUUUUUUUUCUAUGUGAUUACACUAACCGCUAUUAUGCCAUAUACAGUAUAGUAUUAAUUUUGUAUAGAAAUGUAACUUAUGUUACUGUGUUCGGUAUGGAUUGACUUGUGUGCAUAAAAAACGUGAUAUCUACAAUCUAUGCUUUACAUAAAUUGUGAAAAAUAAACUUUGAUUACAUAUAUUA
Messenger RNA from Colias croceus (clouded yellow), 9496 nucleotides. RefSeq names its product protein sickie (gene sick). NCBI's taxonomy places the organism in Eukaryota, Metazoa, Arthropoda, Insecta, Lepidoptera, Pieridae. Gene Ontology annotation, molecular function: ATP hydrolysis activity; protein binding. The coding region runs from base 16 to 8142 and encodes 2708 amino acids. The record is from RefSeq and is a predicted model, not a curated record. The transcript is spliced from 33 exons. Gene Ontology annotation, biological process: nervous system development; neurogenesis.